AUGACUAUGUCCAAGCUGCUACCUCCCAGCCCGCCCACGGUGCAGGGCACCCCGCUGUUCAUCGCACCCAAUGGACCCAAGCCCAUCCGUCGCGUCAUGGUCGCCAAUCGCGGUGAGAUUGCGCUGCGAAUCGUGCGCACCUGCCAGCAGAUGAACGUCGAGACGGUUGUGGUAUACACUGAGGUCGACGCCUCGGCCGAGUUUGUAGCCCACGCUACAACUGCGAUCAAUGUGGGACCCAUGACCACCGACGAUAACCCAUACCUCAACAUCAAGAAGCUGAUCGAAGUGGCACUGUCACACCAAUGUGAUGCCAUUCACCCCGGUUAUGGCUACCUCUCCGAGAACGCCGACUUUGCUGACGCUGUGGCCGCCACAGGACGGAUCACUUUUCUGGGCCCGCGCGGAGAUGUGAUGCGCUCGAUUGGUGAAAAGAGCCGUUCGAAGCAGCUGCUCCAGGAAAAGCUGGGCGAUGAUGCGCAUCUUGUUCCUGGCUACCACGGUACCGCCGAGAUUAAUCUCGAGAUGGCAGGCAAGAUCGGAUAUCCGCUCAUGAUCAAAGCAUCGUCUGGUGGCGGCGGGAGAGGCAUGCGUAUCGUGCGCGAGCCAAAUCAGCUGGCUUCUGAGAUCGCAAGAGCACGCUCCGAAGCCCAGCGUAACUUUGGCUCGUCCGAACUGCUGUUCGAACGCUACAUCGAGGGCGGCAAACACAUCGAGGUGCAGAUCUUUGGUGACAAUCACGGCAAUGUCUACGCGCUCGGCGAGCGUGACUGUUCCGUCCAGCGUCGUCACCAGAAGAUCAUCGAAGAGUCGCCUGCGGUCGACUGCGAGGCAGAUCCGGAGCUUCGCAAGCGCAUCCAUAAGUCGGCCGUCACCAUCGGAUCGCUGCUGUCUUAUCAAGGCGCAGGCACGGUCGAGUACAUUUUCGACCCCAAGACAAAAGAAUUCUUUUUCCUUGAGGUCAACACGCGCUUGCAGGUCGAACAUCCCGUGACGGAGAUGUGUAGCGGACUGGAUCUAGUCAGCCUCGGUGUAUACGUCGGUGCUGAUGGCGAUCUUUCCAAGUUGGCGCCCGUGGCCAAGCUAGUGCCUUUUGGACACUCAAUCGAGUGUCGUGUUUGCGCAGAGGAGCCUGGUGCUGACUUUACGCCACGCACGGGCGUGGUAAGGAUGCUCGAGGUGCUUUGCCUUGGCCAGUCCGGAGUGCGCUUCGACACGAGCAUUCGCGUCGGCACGUCAGUCUCGAUCUUCUUUGAUGCAAUGCUGGGCAAGCUAAUUGUGCACGCGGCUACACGACGCGAGGCGAUAGAGAAGAUGCUGCAGGUGUUGCAGACGACAGUACUGAUCGGACUGCCAACCAACACGACUUUUAUGAGCUCCUGUCUGCGUCAUCCGAGCUUUGUCGACGGUACUUACACCACUUCGCUCAUUCCCAACAACCUCGAUUGGCUGCUGGGUCUUCCCGAACAGCUUGCUCCCUCGGCGCUUUCGACGGGGCCAAAAGAGACAUCCCUGCCUUUAGCAGCAAUUGUUCCGGCGUUCCAGCUAUUCAAGGAGCUGCGUAGCAAACUGUAUCCAUCGCGCAGCGGUCUGCCAUCGAGCUUUGGGCUGGUCAACGGGUGCGAUCGAAGCGUGUCCAAGACGGAGAACUUUGUUGUCUCUCUGCCCGAUGGCGGCAAGCAGUGGGACGUGAUGGUGGAGUACGACGGCGCGAAUGGCGAGUACGAGCUAAAGAUCUGGCAUAACCAGUCCACUGACGCAGUACAGGCGGCCGAGAAGCGCAUCAAGGAAAAGUACAGCGCUAAGGCGCAGCCGAAGGCGCUGGCGGCGCAGCUUAAGGCGAGUCGCGCAUCGACCAAGUUCUACAGCUCGCUACCCACGCGCAACGGGCUGGAAGGACGCACCAACGGUGAGUGGCAGUUGGGCGUUCAGCCGGGUGAGAUGCAUCACGUGCGCUCCACGCUGCUGACUUCGUCGCAAGUGCAGCUAUCGUCUCUGCCCGCCACAACGAAAUCUCAUCUGGCCACGGGACGGGCGCGCUGGGCAACUGCGACGCUCUCGCUCGAGAUUGAUGGCAUCACCUCAACCCAUGUUCUGGCGACGGACCACUCCUUCCAGGACCACGAGACCAGCGCACAAACCGCCUGGGUCUGGUCGUCCAGGCUCUGUGGACCGAUCAAAGUAGUACGACACGGCAUGCGCACCUACGCUCUUGCCAACCAGUCGUCGGAUGACUCGACCGCAAGCAAGUCAGCCUACGUAACCCCGAUGCCAGCCAAAAUCCUCAAAAUCCUGGUCGAAGAUAAGGCCGACGUUGAAGCUGGACAAGCUUUGCUGAUCUGUGAGUCGAUGAAAAUCGAAACGACGAUUCGAGCUCAGGUUGCAGGGAAGCUGCACCUGCACGUCCAGAAUGGCGACACGGUACCCGAGGGCAAGCUUCUCUGCCAGGUAGGAUUGGAACAACAGCAACAGUAA
Mycosarcoma maydis (corn smut) is the source of this 2475-nucleotide messenger RNA. RefSeq lists its product as uncharacterized. Gene Ontology annotation, cellular component: mitochondrion. The coding region runs from base 1 to 2475 and encodes 824 amino acids. Lineage: Eukaryota; Fungi; Basidiomycota; Ustilaginomycetes; Ustilaginales. Gene Ontology annotation, molecular function: methylcrotonoyl-CoA carboxylase activity; ATP binding; metal ion binding. The transcript has 3 exons. The record is from RefSeq and is a predicted model, not a curated record.